Messenger RNA from Ilex paraguariensis (yerba mate), 330 nucleotides. The record is from the annotation of a GenBank genome assembly. Lineage: Eukaryota; Viridiplantae; Streptophyta; Magnoliopsida; Aquifoliales; Aquifoliaceae.
AUGGCAGCAAGAAGACAUGAAUGUGAAGAAGACAAAGUGGAAGAAACCAAAGAGCAAAUUGGGGAGGAAUGGGAAGAACAAUUUCGAGGUGACCAUCUUUGGGAAAACAUGUCGAACCAGAAGAAGGAAGGUGGGGAACUAGAAUCUGCUGAUGAAGAACCUGAACCUGAUGGGCCAAGAUGGCCGCUAAAUGGGGUCGAUGCAGCAAUUACUAGUGAAGUAAUAGAAGAUGGAGGAAGCUUUGUCAAAGACGAAGAGCUUGGUUGCAACUCAUCAGGAGAAAUCCACAAGGAAAAUCGAUAUAUCAUAGAUAUUCACCAUGAAGAGUAG